AUGAGCAACCUUCCCAACACUGUUAACCUUGAAGCCAACACUUCUGGCAAAAAAGACCCAAGAAAAAACUUCACUAUUGCUGAAGAUAAACAGCUCUGUCAUUCAUACCUUUGCAUUGCCUUGAAUGCAAUUCAAGAUUAUGCUCCUGAGGGCUGCAUUCCGCAUAAUGAAUAUUCUUUGCCUGCUUGCUGGCAAAUUAUAAACAAGGGUGUAAACAAGUAUGUCAGUAUCUUGUUGGCUAUAGUGCACUCAAAUUCCAGUGGCACCAACAACGAAUGGAAUGAGGCAAAGGCAGAUGAGAUGUACUUCGUUGAGACAAAAACGAAGUUCAACCUUUUGGCAGCCUCUGCCCCUAACCCAAUUGGUGAGGGUAUAGACGAAGAGGAGUUUCUAGCUCGCUCAGCUGGAAGAAAGUUUGCCAAGGAGCAAGAGGCGACUAAAAGAAAGUGGGAGAAGAACAUUGAGAGACUGAUUGUGUUGCAUUCAGAAAGUAUUGCAAAGGGUAAUGAGCGCAAGAAGCUCCUAAAAAAGACUAUGGAGUCUAAUGUUUUGGUGGCAAAGGCCAUAAGAGAGAAAAAUGCCAUCCUUCAAAGGACUCAGGACAUAAAGGUUCUGUUGAUUGAUACUUCUUUGAUUGCAGAUCCUGUCAGCUGUCAGAUGAUGUUGGACUUGAAGAAGAAAGUUCAGGAAAGAGGUAUAGUGAAUACUCCUAUCAGUAAUAAUGACAGUAUGAGCAGCAAUCUCUUUGAUAUUAGUAGCAAAGGAGAGGAUUGUGAUGGCAAUUAG
Molecule: messenger RNA, 786 nt
Organism: Phycomyces blakesleeanus NRRL 1555(-)
Lineage: Eukaryota; Fungi; Mucoromycota; Mucoromycetes; Mucorales; Phycomycetaceae
Exons: 5
Coding region: 1-786 (261 amino acids)
Source: RefSeq, a predicted model, not a curated record